Messenger RNA from Mus musculus (house mouse), 2700 nucleotides. It is a transcript of the gene Serpinb5, whose product is annotated as serine (or cysteine) peptidase inhibitor, clade B, member 5. The transcript is spliced from 8 exons. The record is from RefSeq and is marked validated. Lineage: Eukaryota; Metazoa; Chordata; Mammalia; Rodentia; Muridae. Gene Ontology annotation, molecular function: serine-type endopeptidase inhibitor activity. Bases 218 to 1345 code for a protein of 375 amino acids. Gene Ontology annotation, cellular component: cytoplasm; extracellular region.
AGAGAGCACAGCUUUCACUGCCUCUGAGCUCCUUCGGCUUUUUCCCCCCUUUUGCAUCUUGUUUCCCGGGAUACCUGCAACUCAAGGUCUAAGGUACAAAUUGCAAUCCUGUCCAUGCACUUGUCUCUAACACACCAGUGGGUCCUAUCUAAGGAAGCCUUUGACCUUGAGUCGUGAAACUGUCUCUCUGACCUUGGGGUGCACAUCCUGUCCGAGGAUGGAUGCCCUGAGACUGGCAAAUUCAGCUUUUGCUGUUGACUUGUUCAAACAACUAUGUGAAAGGGACCCAGCAGGAAACAUUCUCUUCUCUCCAAUAUGCCUCUCUACUUCUCUGUCCCUUGCGCAAGUGGGCACCAAAGGCGACACAGCAAAUGAAAUUGGACAGGUCCUUCAUUUUGAGAAUGUCAAAGAUGUACCCUUUGGGUUUCAAACAGUCACUUCUGAUGUUAAUAAGCUCAGUUCUUUUUACUCUUUGAAACUUGUCAAGCGACUCUACAUAGACAAAUCUCUGAACCCUUCUACAGAAUUUAUCAGUUCUACCAAAAGACCAUAUGCAAAAGAAUUGGAAACUGUUGACUUCAAAGACAAACUGGAAGAAACGAAAGGUCAAAUUAACAGCUCCAUUAAGGAGCUCACAGAUGGCCACUUUGAGGACAUUUUGUCAGAGAACAGUAUAAGUGACCAGACCAAAAUCCUUGUGGUUAAUGCUGCCUACUUUGUUGGAAAGUGGAUGAAGAAAUUUCCGGAAUCAGAAACAAAAGAAUGUCCUUUCAGAAUCAGCAAGACAGACACCAAACCCGUACAAAUGAUGAAUCUUGAGGCCACUUUCUGCUUGGGUAACAUUGAUGACAUCAGCUGUAAGAUCAUAGAACUUCCUUUCCAGAAUAAGCAUCUGAGUAUGCUCAUUGUGCUCCCCAAGGACGUGGAGGAUGAGUCCACAGGCCUGGAGAAGAUUGAACAGCAACUCAACCCAGAAACAUUGUUACAGUGGACCAACCCCAGUACCAUGGCCAAUGCCAAAGUCAAACUUUCCCUCCCAAAGUUUAAGGUAGAAAAGAUGAUUGAUCCCAAGGCUAGUCUGGAAAGCCUAGGGCUGAAAAGUCUCUUCAAUGAAAGUACAUCGGAUUUCUCUGGAAUGUCAGAGACCAAGGGAGUGUCCCUGUCAAAUGUGAUUCAUAGAGUAUGCCUAGAAAUAACCGAAGAUGGUGGUGAGUCCAUCGAGGUGCCAGGGUCCCGGAUCUUACAGCACAAGGAUGAAUUCAAUGCUGACCAUCCAUUUAUUUAUAUCAUUAGACACAACAAAACUCGAAACAUCAUUUUCUUUGGCAAAUUCUGUUCUCCUUAGCUGGCAGGGCCUUGCCAAGUCUCAGGGAACUUGUCUGUAGUCGCAGAGCUCUGUAAACUUUGUAUCCAGACAAUCACUUUCUAUACAAUAAAUUGUAAAUGUUGCUGAAUCAGGAAGCAGUCCACAUUUGUCAUAUGUAACCUUCACACUAACAGACACCCCUUUUCCUAAUUCUUCCUUGUUUUCCUUUGUCAAAGAAAACAGCGAAUACUUGUUGGGAAAGGGAAUCACUUUAGAAAAUAUGUGCUCUUCAUUUGUCAAAGCAUUCAGAGCUAUGGAUAAAAAUGCAGUCUUCAAGGGAGGAACUUCUAUAGGGAUGAUGUGGGGGACAUUAUUCUCAGGGCUCUGCAUUACUGAGAUAAAGAAUGUUCUAGAGAUCUCCACUUCCUUCAACUCUUAAGAACAAGAGUAUAGGGUUCACCAAGUACCUUUUUAAAGUGAAUUUGUGUACAUGUCACAAUACUGUAGGUCUAGAAGUCUCCAUGUUAAACCUUAAGAAACAGUUUUCUUCAAUAUCCUAAUUGGAGAUUAUAGAAAGAUGACAUGUUGUAAAUACUAUAUAUCAUGGAACUCCACAAAUAGCAUAUGGACUAUCACCCUAUCAACCAAUACCUUAAUAUUUGUUCCAUAAAUAUAGACUAUUCACACAAAACAAGUACAUAAAGAUAGUUCAUAAGUGAUCAAUUUUUUCCCUGAAAAAUGAGUAUGUUAUCAGCUCAUGGAAACACUUUGAAGAACAUUCUAGAUCUUGGAGUGUUGGAUAAAGAAUUCUGGGCCUAUUUUAGCUGAAGACUAAGACCCUAAGGGAAAGCUCAGCUUUUACAAAAGUUGGCUUUCAUUUUUCCUAGAUCUCCCAUGUGGUCAUUUGGGCAAUGUUGUUGCUGGCAGGCUUCUAACCAGAUCACAAGGUCCCUGACAUCUCCAGCGCCAGCAACUUAAAAUCUACAGGAAGUCUCGUGAUGCUAAGAGUUUUGUGGCCAUUAAAGGAACUUUCCUUUUUUGUCUAAUGCGGCAGUGGAGAAAGAGAAGGGAUCUCAAACCUUCAGAAAAUACAAGCAACACUAUUUAGGUACACAUAGUUCUUUGGCAUAUAUUUUCUCAGUUUACAAACCUAACGACUUCAGAUAACAGUGUGUAGUCUACAUAAAUAAUUUAUAAAAUGGUUCUGGUAAGUCAGUUAUGUUGCAACCUAAUUUUAAAGUUGCCACCAAAAGGAAGUAUUUGCUGCAGUUUUUCUUAUGUGUCUUUCCUUACCCAAUUUCUUGCCAUUUAUUGUAAAUAGGGUUUUUUUUUCCUCCAAAGGUUCAAUGGUGACUUCUUUUCUGUGCUAUUGAUAAUAAAAUAUUAUUGAAUUA